AUGGAUAUAAUUCAAGAAUCACCAUCAUUAAUUACAGAAUUUCAUCUUGAUAAUCAAUCAUUUGAUUCAAAGACUAUCACUGUACAAACAAUCAAAGAGAUUCAAGGAGGUUUAAUAUUAAAGAAUGUAUUAACAAAUCAAGAAUGUGAUCUGAUUGUCAAUAGUAUAUUUAGUUCAGAUAAACAUGCUUCAUUACCCGUUCAACCUGUUUUAUUUAGAGGUUGGAGUGAUCAACCAAAUGAUGAAUAUAAGAAAUUGGGAAUUAGAGUAAUUAGAACAUCAGAAGAAUUGGCAAAUAUAUUAAGUGAAAGAAUUAAAGAACAUGUACCAAAACAAUUGUCAACACCAUCAUCCAAAGGUGAUAUUGAAUGGAACUAUAGUGGAUUGUCACAACGUCAUCGUUUUAUUCGUUAUGAUACAGACCAACAUUUUCCAACUCAUAUGGAUGGUCCUUACAACAAAACAGACUAUCAACGUAGUCAUAUUACAAUUCUCUUUUAUUUAAACGAUGAUUUCGAGGGAGGAGAAUUAAAUUUUGUAGAGGCAGAGACAAAUGAACAAAAUCAAAACAAAGUUUCUGAUGAAUACAAGACUAGUAAUAUUACUUCAAUCAGAGCUGAAAAGGGUAUGGUCGUUAUCUUUCCUCAUAAAAACCUUCAUACUAGUAGUCCAAUCAUCAAAGGUCACAAAUAUUUAAUUAGAAAUGAUUUAAUGUAUACAAUUAAUAGUUAA
Molecule: messenger RNA, 732 nt
Organism: Cavenderia fasciculata
Lineage: Eukaryota; Evosea; Eumycetozoa; Acytosteliales; Cavenderiaceae
Exons: 2
Coding region: 1-732 (243 amino acids)
Biological process (GO): peptidyl-proline hydroxylation to 4-hydroxy-L-proline
Cellular component (GO): endoplasmic reticulum
Molecular function (GO): L-ascorbic acid binding; procollagen-proline 4-dioxygenase activity; iron ion binding
Source: RefSeq, a predicted model, not a curated record